UUGCCAAACAUUCGCAUGUGUUUCGCAGUUUCUUUAUAUCGCGCUUCACACCUGCUUGAUUGCUCACAGUUAUUAAUCAUUUCCAGUUUUAUCCCCAUCUAAAAUUCCUUUCGAAUUGAGUUGUCAGUUGUGGAUCUGAGAUUUUUAACAAGUAUUCUGCAUAGUACAGUAAGUAGAUGGAAGCAGCAGUUGUGCGCUGAGUUUCGCCGCGGAUAAACUGAUAGCCUGUGCCCUGUGGGCUUGUAUACGAUUGACAACACUACUUUGUGGAUGAUUUCCACUGAGCUUACCGUUGUUGUAGCCUUCAUUCCGUUUUAUAAAAUUGAGCGGAUCUGCGUUAAUCGGCGGAGAAUUACUGGAUAUUGAGUUGCGGCGCGCAUUGCGAGCGCUGAUCAAACUUGUGCUGAUCGAUCGAAAAUGACGUCGUUCGUGAAAACACAGCUGACCAACUACCUCGCCAAGUUCAUCAAGAACUUCGAGCGGGACCAGCUCAAAUUGAGCGUGACGAAAGGACGUUUCGAGCUGACGGAUCUGGACUUUGACGAGGACCUGCUGACCAACCUGAUGGAGCUGCCCACCUGGCUCAAGGUGGACCGCAUCUCCUGCAAUCGCCUCUACGUCAAGAUUGGUUGGCGGAAGAUCCAGUCGCUUCCCUUGCACAUCCACCUGGACGAAGUGACGGUGCAAAUGGCCACCUGUCCGGAGCUGCGCACCCCCACGCCGCCCGUCUCCGUCUUCAGCAUGCCCGACAUGCCCGAGAUGAAGUACCGGCUGCCGCACAAGAUCCUGGACGGCGCCAUCAUCACGAUGAACAAACUGCGCAUCUCCUUCGUCACGCAGCUGAUGAAGGCGGAAAUCGAGUUGCUGCAGCUGCGCACCUACCCGUCGACGCCCGAGUGGCAGCAGACCGACAACAUCGCCAAGAGCCGCGUCAAGAACCAGGACCUGGACGAGACGCUCAUCUUCCGCCAGCUGGACUUUGACUCCAUGAAGUGCGAGCUGGCCAGCACCGGCGACAACGAGAACCAGUCGCAGCCCAUCGCGCUCAUCACCAGCGAUGACAAUGUCCGCAUCAUCAUGAAACGCCGCCUCUCCGAUGCCGCUGUUCUGGCUGUGAAAAUCGAUAAUAUUCUGGAGAAAAUCCAGCUGAAACUCAGCGAGACGGAGAUGAAAUCCGCGGUGGAAUUCGUGCGCGACAUCAUGGCGCUGAUCGAGGCGUCCACGGCGCAGACGCGCAUCCUCAAAGCGCAGAACAAAUACGUCGCCAAGCAGAAAUCCUCCAAAACGAUGGACGAGUUCAUGAAGAAGCACGUGGGGGAGGAGUACAACGCGCAGACGGAGAAGCGGCCGCACUUCAAGGACGCCAAGGCGCGCUACUUCAUGCGCAACACCAUCUGGGAGAGCUCGCAGCACCUGCUCUUCAAGACCAUCGACCUGCUCAUCAUCCACGACAACGCCAUGCCCGAGUCCUUCCCCGAGUACAGGCAGUACAAGCGCUACGCCGGCGCCUCCAUGACGUUCCACAUCGAGAACCUCCGGGCCGAUGUGUAUCCAUUCCACUUGGUGUCGGAGAGCGCCAACAGCUGGAUGGCGCGCCAGCACAUGGUGCCGGGCAGCGAGGUGUGGCGCUCGGCGCUGCUCAGCGGAUACCGCCGCGAGCUCGCCAGCGUCAACAGCAGUCUGUUCGAGGAGGACGUCAAGCACCUGAUGUCGUCGACGAUUGUGGUGGGCAUCGGCGACAUGACCAUCUACCCGCUGAUCACGGCCAAGGACGUGCAGUGCGGCAACCGCCCGCAGGAGCUGCCCUUCCUCAGCUUCCAGAAGACCGAGUUCGGCCUCCCCAGCAGCAUCCCCGCCAUCGAGCUGUGCCGCACGCAGUACUACUACGCCAAGCAGGUCCAGUGGCCCGUGCCCAAAGCCAGCUUGUUCGUGUCGGUGUCGCCGAUGCGCAUCGCCUUGGACGCCAAGACCGUCGACUGGAUGACGCUCAUGUCGCUGCACGUCGCCUUCGACUUGAUCAAGAAACUGCGCAGUCUCGAGCUCUUUAUGGUGGGCAGUCCCGAGCCGUCGACGGUGAAGACGCUGCUGCGCGUCGAAGCCUACUUCCCCCGGAUUUUCUUCCCGAAGUCCUUCGAGAGCGAGGAGGGCCGUCGCUCGGGGAUCCAGCUGCAGAUCGCCUCGCUGGUGGUGUCCAACACCUCGGUGGGCCAGAGCAAGACGGUGGAGGAGGCGCUGCCGGCCAUUCUGCAGACCAAUCUCUACGCGCACCCCUCCUUCCCGCCCAACAUGCCGGCCGACUGGUCGCUGCCCGACCUGGUGCAGCACAUCCGCUCCUUCUACCAGGACCCCGCGCGCCGUCCCUCCAUGAUGUUCAUCCAGGCCACGGAUUUGUGGGCGGGGGCGGUGACGGAGGAGCUGGGCAGCAGCGUGCCGAUCCCCUUCGUGGACGCCGUGCCGGUGCAGAUGUGGCUGGUGCCGGGCAACUUCAACGUGUCGCAGCAGCGCAAACUGGUGUGGGGCGCCGCCGUCGUCUGCGUGGACGCGCCCACCCUCCGCGUCCAACUCAACGACUACAUCCUCAAGCUGCUCAAGCAGGUCUCCGAGGGCCUGGUGCGGCUGGGCGACGUCGGCGCCGAGCACAUGGCGAUGCUGCCGCAGCUGGGCUGCCCGGAUCUGGGCCUGUGUCUGCUGAUGCAGCAGGAGAACGUCGAGGUCUCCGUCGUCCUGCAGUCGCAGUACGGACAGGCCAUCAGCGCCGGGGAAGCGCUGAACAUCUCCAACUUGAGCAUCGCCAAGGAGACGGCGGCGACGAUGGCGGAGAGCGGGUCGUUGCGCUCGCUGUCGCUGUCGCAGCACCGCGACAGCAUCGACUCGACCACUUCGGCCAGCGAUGUCAACAUCCCGGCGUCGGCGGCGGCGCUGAGCGCGCAGCAGUCGGCGGUGCAGAUGGCGCGCGACAACCCCGUCGGGGUCAGUCCCCUGACAACGAUCACCAGCAGCGCCUCUAUCGACAGCGCCGCCACCAACCGCACCAACAACACCCAACCCGCCUCCCUCGAUAACAACGCGCCCUGGUGGAAGCAAGCCAAGUACUUCCGGGAGUCGGACAACGAGUCGGAGGACGUGUUCAGCGAGGUGAGCAACCUGGAGAGCGCCAGCGAGACGGGCUCGGCUUAUGAUUCGGACGAGGAGAGCGCGGCCGGCUCCAUCACGGGCGGCAGCGUCGUUACGGAUGAUUCCGCCUGGGAGAGCGAGCUGGAUUUGACCGAGGCCGAGCGCUUCAACUGGAAGGCCCUCGCCAACGCCCGCAAGACCCUCCCGCUGCCCGACGUCCCAACGUCCUUGUUCGUGGCCACGCUGAAGUCGCUGCAGACCUACUUGAUGAUUUCGCACGGGCACGUGCUGGCCAAACUGCGACUGGGACAGAUCGUUACGGCGGAAAGUCGCGAUGUGGCGCUGCGGGAAGUGCCCAGUGUCCCGCUGCCCGAAGCGGAUCUGGACGUGAGUCGGCCAGAGUACCUGGACAGCCUGCUGCUGCGCUUCGAGCGCGGCAAGUACGCGCUGCACGGCGACGCGCCGGGCAUCACGGCGGUGUGCCGCGGCCUGGACGUCCCCGUCCAAGGGAAGACCUUCCGCCGGCUGAUGGCGCUGCUGGACGAGGUGCAGAAGGCCGCCGCCGCCCAGCCGUCGGCCCCGGCCCAGUACAUCCUGAAGGGCGUGCCCAUGAUCAACAUCCGCCUGAUGAACAUCCACUGCCGGCUGAAGGACGUCAUCCAGCAGCUGGCGCCCGUGGCGGGCGACGGCACGGCGACGGGCGGGGACGCCGUCAAGGAUCUGUCGCUGAAGUUGACCGGGAUCAGUGUGCAGUCCAACGCCGAUGGACAGAUUUGCGUCAGCGCCGCGCACGAUGAAGAAGCGGCCGAGGACGAGGAGAUGUUGGGCCUGUCGCCGGGGCUGAUCAAGCGGCAGCUGACGGCGCUGAAGGAGCGGCAGGCGCGGCUGGAGCAGCGCAUCCGCGACCUGCACGCCCGCCUGCCGGCCGCGAAGGAUGCCGGCGAACAUGAACGUCAGUAGCGAGGUUUGGCCAGUUAUCUUGCUUACAUUAAGCAGCCGCUGACGUGGUUCGUUUCCUGUUUUUUUUGCGUGCAGCUCUUCUGUUUUUACCAACCAGGUUGGUGUGUGUUUCUGUUAAAUUCUUUUUUGUUGGCGUUUAACCAGUGCAGUUGUGGCAGCUGCUGGACAACCUGAGAAAAAGCGGAAUUAUUCGGUAAAAUUGUCUUUGAAAGAAUGGUUCCGCAUAAGGCAUAAUCAAUUGUAUUAUUACGUAUUAAUUUUGGUUGUACUACCCUAACCCUAGCAUUUUUGUGUUGUGGUCGUUUCUUUCGUUCUCAAAGUUCCUGGAUGAAUGAAUGCCCAUGUGUAACCUGGACUGCGAGAUAAAUGUGUGUUUUUCAAAAGAAAUGUAAUCAAUUUUCCAGCCUAAAGAAUAAAGAUGCAGUGCGGAACGAACAGACGAACGUGAUUCAU
Molecule: messenger RNA, 4527 nt
Organism: Paramacrobiotus metropolitanus
Lineage: Eukaryota; Metazoa; Tardigrada; Eutardigrada; Parachela; Macrobiotidae
Product: bridge-like lipid transfer protein family member 3B
Exons: 25
Coding region: 418-4074 (1218 amino acids)
Source: RefSeq, a predicted model, not a curated record